AUGGGAAACGCUGGAAGUAACGUCCCGCGAGAGCGCCAUAAAUCCGGAUCAAACGAUCCUAUUCCGGGAUCGCCGAUGAAGGACGAUCAGGCAUUCGUGUUCGACAGAAAACCGCUGCCUGGCGCGUAUCGAUUUGCCACCGAGGAGGAGGUUGAUCCGUACGCGUACUCGAAGUCAGUCCCGGAACCAGAGUUUACACAUGAACCACGGCAGCGUUCAAGCACCGUGUCCGAGGGUACAACCCCAUCUGAAUUGUCUGCGGGAGCAGGAACUGCUGGAGGGCAGCAAGACGAGGAACCCAAAUCCUCAACGCUGCCGACCGUUUUCAAGUGGGACGGCGGCGGCAAGCAGGUGUUCAUUAGUGGAACAUUCUCCCAGUGGAAGGCGGUGCCCAUGGUCAAAUCACAUGCCGACUUCGUCACUAUCAUCGACAUCCCGGAAGGAGACCAUCAGUACAAGUUUCUCGUCGACGGCGAGUGGAAGCACGAUCCGAAGCUGAAAAACGUAGAGAACGAUUCGGGCUUCACGAACAAUCUCAUAAAUGUGCGUCAGUCAGAUUUUGAAGUAUUCCAAGCGCUGGCCAAGGACAGCGAAGAUACGGGCAAGGACGAAGCUAAGGAAUGGGGUCAAGAUAUUCCAACGGCCAGACCGUGGGGAAAGGAUUCGGGCCCUCCAGUGUUGCCACCACAGCUGCUGCAGGUUAUUCUUAACAAGGACACUCCAUUAUCGUGCGAACCAACCCUGCUCCCCGAGCCAAACCACGUUAUGCUGAACCACCUGUACGCCCUUUCCAUCAAGGACGGUGUCAUGGUGUUGAGUGCCACGCAUCGCUACCGAAAGAAAUACGUUACCACUCUUCUCUACAAGCCGAUCCAGAGUGACGAGGGAUAUCAUUUUACACGCGCCGGCGCCAAAGUGCCUGGACCAGUCUCCUAAAGGCAUCGUUACUAGAUAGGGGAAUAAGCAACCACAACAAACCAAAGCGGACAAGCUUUUUUCGGUGUAUCGAUACAAUGAGUAACCAAUUUUAUAUAUCCUCCCGUACUAUCCCACGGCACCUUGCGUUGUUAGUUCCCCUGAGUUCGCGACUCCUUUAAGGGAAUGGGCGAAAAAAAAAAUCAGGAUAAUGGUUGAGGCAUUCGUAAAAUUUCUGCAGAGUAUAUGAGGUCGCAACUGGACAUAUUUUAUUUUUCACCAUUUGUUGAUUAUAUUACGUAGUUUGUAGAUACUAGAUUCAAGAUUGAUUCGAGAACUAAAAUUAUCAAGGAGAGAUCGACGGUCGCGGUUCAUGGUGAAGUGGAGUCGAAAUUGUUGACUUAGAAUGCCAGGUGAUUUAUGCAAAGGACUCCCUCGAAGCCAUUGUCGAUAGUUUUAUUUGUUUCUUGGAAAACGACGGCUUGCGAAUGAAUUCUCGUGUAAAUACGUGAUGUAUUGGUAAACCGCCAGCUGCUGCGGAUAGAAACGGAAAAUAAAGGUUUUUUCGCUAUUUCCU
Molecule: messenger RNA, 1492 nt
Organism: Anopheles nili
Lineage: Eukaryota; Metazoa; Arthropoda; Insecta; Diptera; Culicidae
Gene: alc
Product: 5'-AMP-activated protein kinase subunit beta-2
Exons: 3
Coding region: 1-936 (311 amino acids)
Biological process (GO): signal transduction
Cellular component (GO): nucleus; cytoplasm; nucleotide-activated protein kinase complex
Molecular function (GO): protein kinase binding
Source: RefSeq, a predicted model, not a curated record